This is a messenger RNA of Cornus florida, 2684 nucleotides long. Its product is annotated as putative wall-associated receptor kinase-like 16. Gene Ontology annotation, molecular function: protein serine/threonine kinase activity; ATP binding; polysaccharide binding. Bases 300 to 2546 code for a protein of 748 amino acids. The transcript is spliced from 3 exons. Lineage: Eukaryota; Viridiplantae; Streptophyta; Magnoliopsida; Cornales; Cornaceae. Gene Ontology annotation, biological process: protein phosphorylation; cell surface receptor signaling pathway. The record is from RefSeq and is a predicted model, not a curated record. Gene Ontology annotation, cellular component: plasma membrane.
UCAUUUCAAAAGAUUGCGAAGGACAAAAUAUCUAUAAAAAAAAUAUAUAGCAUGAAUUUCACCAAAUCACCAUCCUUUCAUGGCAACUUCCUUUGCAUAACAAUAGAAGUCCUUCCAAAGACUUCAUUUUGGGUGAGUCAAUGCUAUCUUUCCGUGUUCUCAUCUUCAUAUAUGAAAAAAAGAAAGAUGAAAAAUAUAGUACAACAAUCAGUCCUUCCCCUCAAAACUGAGGAAAGACAAAGCUAGAUCUCAUAUAUAAUUCUUAAUUACUUGAUCCAGAGAGAGAAAGAGAGGCCCUCAUGGGUUUGCAAAGGAAGCAUCUGCAAAUGGUGUUGCUAUGGUGUUUAGUAGCAGUACUAGCACUAGCAACAACAAAAGCAUCUCAAACAAUUCGAUCCGAUUGUGAUGAAUAUUGUGGGGAUGUAAGCAUUCCAUACCCGUUUGGCACAAGCGAGGGCUGUUACUUCAAUAAAGAUUUUCUGAUAACUUGUGACCACAGUGUCAACCCUCCCAAAGCACAGCUACUAAACAGCUCUACUGUCGAAGUCCUAAACAUAUCCAUUGAUGCUCAUGAAUUGCGCAUCCAUACUUUUAUAGCUAUUAGGUGUUAUGACUCCCUGGGCCACACGACAGACGAUAAUAUUUCCUAUACUACUUUACCAUUUUUCCCUUUUUCCUAUACCCGAAACAAGUUCACUGCUGUUGGUUGUGACACCUUUGCCAACGCCAUAGCUUUCCAAGGAGACGACCUUAUAAUGGCUGGGUGCUUGUCAUUCUGUACUGAUGAAAAUAGUACAAGGGACGGGGUUUGCUCCGGUAUAGGAUGCUGCCAAAGCCUCAUCCCAGAAGGGCUUUUGGUCUUUAAUAGCAGCGUUGGAAGCUUAUUUAACCACAGCAGGAUAUGGGACUUCAGUCCAUGCAGUUAUUCUUUCCUGGUGGAAGAAGAUGCUUAUAACUUCUCUACAGCCCAUCUCAAGGAUCUUCAAUACAGAAGAGUUGUUCCCACUGUGCUGGACUGGGCAGUUGGCAAUCUAACAUGCGAAGAAGCUCAAAAGAACUCAUCCAAUUAUGCAUGUCCAAAGGAAAGUGUCUGCAAUGAGUCCAGUAAUGGUCCAGGGUAUCGCUGCAACUGCCCUCAAGGUUACAGAGGAAACCCAUAUUUGCCUUUUCCCAAUGGUUGCCAAGAUAUUGAUGAAUGUACGGAUUCAACCCUCAAUAACUGCACCAAUAGUUGUCAUAACAAACUCGGCAGUUAUAAGUGUUCGUGUCCAAAGUGGUAUAAAGGGGACGGCAAAAGAGAUGGAGAGGGCUGCACUAUAGACCCAUUAUUAUUGACAAAGGUGUCGCUCGGUAUCAGCAUUGGCUUCGCAGUAUUAUUAAUUGGAGGCAAUUGGUUGUACUGGGGAUUCAAACAAAGAAAGCUCGUCAUGCUCAAAGAAAAGUUCUUUCGGCAAAAUGGAGGUUUUUUGCUACAACAACAACUCCAUGAAAGGCAAAUAUCGGCCAAUGCCAUUAGAAUCUUCACUACAAAGGAGCUUGAGGAUGCCACCAACAACUAUGAUGAAAGUAGGAUAGUCGGUCAAGGAGGUUUUGGUACCGUUUACAAAGGAAUUUUUAAAGACAACCGGACAGUUGCCAUAAAGAAGUCCAAAAUGGUGGAUCGAACUCAGAUUGACCAAUUUAUAAAUGAGGUGGUUGUACUCUCUCAAAUUAAUCAUAGGAAUGUGGUAAAACUCUUGGGUUGUUGUCUAGAGACAGAAGUCCCAUUAUUGGUAUAUGAAUUCAUCACCAAUGACACUCUUUAUCACCACAUACAUAGCAAUGAAAAGACCUCGGUCAUGUCCCUGGAAAUCCGUCUAAGGAUUGCUGCAGAAAUUGCUGGAGUGUUAUCGUAUUUGCAUUGUGCAACUUCCGUUCCCAUCAUUCACAGAGAUGUCAAGUCCAUGAACAUACUCUUGGAUGAUAAUUUCACCACAAAGGUGUCUGACUUUGGGGCUUCAAGGUUGAUUGCACUCGAUGAAACUCAAGUAUCAACUAUGGUGUUGGGAACCGUUGGUUACUUGGAUCCUGAAUAUUUGCAAACAAAUCAAUUGACUGAAAAAAGUGAUGUUUAUAGCUUCGGCGUACUUCUUGUGGAGCUGCUCACCGGAAAGAAGCCACUUUCUCACACUGGGCCAGAGAAGGAGAGAAGUCUAGCUAUGUAUUUUCUAGCAUUGUUGAAAGAAGAUCGACUGUUCCAAAUUCUGGAUGAUUGUGUAGUGCAAGAGGGAAAUCCAGAGCAGCUUAGAGAAGUAGCUAAUGUAGCAAAAAGGUGCUUAAUGUUAAAAGGUGAGGAAAGGCCUACAAUGAGGGAAGUAGCAGCGGAACUUGAGGGACUGAGAAAGAUGGAAAGGCACGGAUGGGUUGGUGCCGGUGUAAAUUCAGAGGAGAGAGAGUACUUGCUCCGUGAAUCAGAGGAUCACGGUUAUGGUGGUGGUGGUAAUACAACAGCCGGGUAUGAUAGCAUUAAGGAUCAAGUAUUAAUUUCAGUAGGCGGUCCGAGAUGAUGGCUUUGUGUUUGAUAUACAACUGCAUUUUAUUUUCUGUUUAAAUUAUGUAUUGCACCGGUUUUAUUAUGUUAAAUAAACAAAUAAGAUGUGUAUUUUUUUUCUUCCAAUAAAUGAAUAAGAUGUAUGAUUUGAUCA